AUGGAAGAAGAGACGUCGGAACGCUUGAAAACACUUCAAUUAAUCGAAGAAUAUAUUGCUAAGAAGAAUAAAGAAGAUAUCCCAGUGAAUUCAAUGGGCGCCGAGGCUAUUGCUGGAAUGACUCAAAACGCUUCUAAUAAACCCUUUUACACCUUUUUGGGGACGUUCUUGUCGCCACAAACCCACGACGAGAAAACAUUUGAAGCAGUCAAAACCCUUCACACCACCUUUGGCGAAUUAACACCAGAAAUUAUAAAUCACACGUCACUCGAAACACUUCAAAAAUGUAUUAAAAUGGUCGGUUUUGCAAAGACAAAGUCCAAAAGGUUAAAAGAGUGUUGCAAAAUUUUUAUAGAAAAAUACGAUGGAAAAGUCCCUUCAACAUUCGACGAGUUAUGUGCACUGCCUGGGGUUGGGACAAAAAUAGCUUCUCUAAUUCUGGCAAUUGCUUUUGACUGCCAUGUGGCCAUUCCAGUAGAUACACAUGUAUUUACCAUCUCAAAUCGCCUUGAAUGGGCAGAUGCAACUACGCCAGAGUCCACACGGAUUCAAUUAGAAGAGUGGCUUCCAAAAGACAAGUGGAGUACUUUUAAUAAGGUACUUGUUUCUUUUGGGCAGUGCUGUUGCACUAAAAAGUCUCCAAAAUGCAGUGAAUGUCCACUCCAACAAGCCAGACGGUGUCCCUAUUACCUUCACACUCUUCAAAAGUGA
Molecule: messenger RNA, 711 nt
Organism: Entamoeba invadens IP1
Lineage: Eukaryota; Evosea; Mastigamoebida; Endamoebidae
Product: endonuclease III, putative
Exons: 1
Coding region: 1-711 (236 amino acids)
Biological process (GO): base-excision repair; nucleotide-excision repair; base-excision repair, AP site formation
Cellular component (GO): nucleus
Molecular function (GO): DNA binding; oxidized pyrimidine nucleobase lesion DNA N-glycosylase activity; DNA-(apurinic or apyrimidinic site) endonuclease activity
Source: RefSeq, a predicted model, not a curated record